AUGCGCAAGAAGAGCACUUACAUCUUACCACCCUUAGAAAAUAAAAAAAUUAUAGCUAUUGAAAAAUAAGUUUAGAAAGACAUUUCAGAAUAACAUAAUGCUAUGGAAUAUGUAAGAUCAGAAAUGAAUUCAAUCGUUUCACUCAAAUAUUAGGCUUAAAUCAAAUCUUUCUCGCAUAGUCGAUUUAAUAGAAUGCAUGCCAGCCAAUCAUUACAUCAACCUAUAGUUAAUUAACCUCCAAAAUUAGAGUCUUCUAAGUCUUCCUUGGAUUUCUUAUAAACCAUUAGAAAAAGAUUUUUGAAAUCUUCUAUUGAACCUGAAAAUGUUGAAUUACUAAAGUGGUACUAAGAAGAGGAAUAUUAUGAGUUGAAAGAAUACUUUAAGAAGAAUCCAAUCGAUUAAUUUAUAUAAGGCUUGACAUUGCUCUAUAGAGCAGUCAAGGAUGAAAAUUAAAAAAUGGUCUCAUUUUUGUUAUCAAAAGGUGCUAAUAUGCAUUUAAUCUAAGAAGUUAUUUAUUAAUAACUAAUUUAAAGAAAUGGCCCUAUCGGUAGAUGA
Paramecium sonneborni is the source of this 555-nucleotide messenger RNA. Lineage: Eukaryota; Ciliophora; Oligohymenophorea; Peniculida; Parameciidae. The record is from the annotation of a GenBank genome assembly.